This is a messenger RNA of Podarcis lilfordi (Lilford's wall lizard), 11709 nucleotides long. NCBI's taxonomy places the organism in Eukaryota, Metazoa, Chordata, Lepidosauria, Squamata, Lacertidae. The record is from the annotation of a GenBank genome assembly.
AUGGACAGAUCCUGCACUGCUAAAGGGUCGGGCUCUGAUCCUGCGCCGCUCACCGCUUACCUAAGAAGUGACGGCAACCCGGGCGCCGCUUUGCUCCUCGUGGGACCCGGGCAGGAAGUAGCGCUUCCCCGAGCCUGGGAGCCCGCCGGGAGGGCAGGAGGCGGCGCCGGAUUAGGGCCGCGGAGCGAAGGAGGAGCCGAGCAGAGUCAGGCCUGGGUGGGCUCCGGUUCAUCCUGAUCCUCGUUCUGCACGUUUUGUAAGUACCAAAAAAAAAAAAAAAUGCAUGCAAGAAAAUGCAUGCAGGGCUUGGGUUUUUUAAAUUAUUAUCCUCUCUUUGCACAGAAUAACAUCCGUCUCCCUGCCCUCUUCCUGCUCACCUCUUUAUUCGCUCCGCCGGACUUUCACUUUUGGGGCGUUCAUAUUAAAGCAUAUUCUCUACCCCUGAAAUACUUAAUAGAAGGAUUUUAUUAAUGACAAGCACAGGAUUCUUGUGCAUCUUGUCCUUUCGAUUUUUGGCCCACUAGGGUAUUCUAACUGGAAUGGAGGUGGGUUUUUUUGGUAAUGUGUGGGGCUAUCAUUGGACACUAGGGAGGCUGCUUUUCUAGAUUCACUUCUGUGAGAGUAGGUCUCUUAAGAUCUUGCUUUAUCUUGAGCUCCCCCCCCCUUUCCCCCCCAAAAAAGAUUUAUUGGGUUUUCACAAAAUUAAAAAAACACACACAAAUAAACAAACAAGCAUAAAUCAUAACCUUAUUAAAACUAAUCUUCUUAACAUUGUUAAGUAACUUCCUCGUAUCCCCCUAGUUGGAUUUCAAUGAAUAUCAUUUUAACGGUUUUCCAAAUCAAAGUUCUUAAAACCUUAACUUAAUCACUUAACAUCAGUCAUUCUUCCCAAUUCAGCAUUAAACAUAAUAAUUCCUCGCUUUUCUUAGAGGGUUUUUUCUUUUAAAAGAGUAGCCCAGAUAAUUUCCAUUGUGAUGAGCUUUUUACAUUUAUCUAUGAGUUUUUAAAACCAGCUGUUCAAAAAAAGUGUGGAUUGAGAAUAAAUGGGGAGAAGAUUUAUUUGCAGUGGAGGGGACAUUUCUCUCCCCCACCAAAAAAAAGCUGGGGAGACGUCUGCUAUUACCACAUUGUUAGAGAAAUGAAAGUUUGGAUGAGGCCAGCAAUUGUGUUGUUUGCAGCUACAGUGUAAAUUCCUUGGAUGGAAGUUGGUGCUUUUUUAUUUUGCUCUUCAAAAUCUAGUACACAGUAGUGCUCAAGCUCAGCUACAGCACGGCAAAGAGGCGCACAAUUUUUUCAUCCCCAUGGUUAAUCCUGUGAACAGUGGUUCUGAGCCUUUUUUGUCAAAACACUUCACUUUGGACAAAAUUCUGGUGGAAUCCUUGCUGCUAAAAUCCUGUCCACGGUUAGGCAGUUGGCUCAUGACAGAUGUAACAUUCCCAGAGAAGAUGUUAUGAUUGGGAAAUUUCCUGCAAAGUUUAUUUGUCAUUCAUUUUCAGUUCUGCAUUAAACAAGAGUUGUUUUAAAUUCUUAAGGGGUGUAUUUCUUUAAUAAGUCGUCUUAUUCUAUUGCAUCUUACCCUACCUAGACGUUUAGAAAGCUUGUAGGAGUUUUUAGUCUUAUUCUACUGCGGGCUUAAUCUUCUGCAUGUUUUAAAUUACGGUUGUACAUUUUUUCAGUGAUAAUUUUAUUGUUUUAUCUUUUAUUGUAAACCAGGGGUCGGCAAGGUUUACCUCAGCCUGGGCCGGUUCACUACAGCAGAGGUCACUCUGUGGGCCGGAUUGUGCGUGUGUGUGUGAGUGUGUGCGCCCGCGAUUUCUGGUGUCUGUGUCUGUGCAGACAUGAUUUUUGGCGCAUGCGCAUGGUGCUGCAGAAGCGAGUCCCCGCGCUGUGCCAGUUUAGCGCAGCACGUGGGGACUCCCCAAGUGGGCGACUCGGUUCGAGGGCGGCUCGUGGGCCAGUUAAACAACCCCUGGCCCAUGGGCCUUAGGUUGCCUAAAGGGAAAGGUAAAGGGACCCCUGACCAUUAGGUCCAGUCUUGACCGACUCUGGGGUUGCGGCGCUCAUCUCGCUUUAUUGGCCGAGGGAGCCAGCGUACAGCUUCCGGGUCAUGUGGCCAGCAUGACUAAGCCGCUUCUGGCGAACCAGAGCAGCGCACGGAAACGCCGUUUACCUUCCCGCCGGAGUGGUACCUAUUGAUCUACUUACACUUUGACCGAGCAACGGGAACUCACCCUGUCGCGGGGAUUCGAACCGCCGACCUUCUGAUCGGCAAGCCCUAGGCUCUGUGGUUUAGACCACAGCGCCACCCGCGUCCCUCUUUAGGUUGCCUACCCCUGUUGUAAACCUCCCUGAGGUUUUUCUACACUUGGUAUAUAAAUUUUAUGAAAUGAAAUAAAUAUUGGUAGACCUACUGAUUUUUUCUUCUUCCUUACCUUUCAGGUUCUUUAGGAACCUGUAUGCAACUGAAUCGGAUUCCGAGGCAGUUCUUGCACAUACGGUCUUUGAUCAGUUUGACUGUGCGGUCCUUCAUGGAUCUGAAAGUUCUCGUUUCUUCCCUUAAUGAUUUUGCUUCGCUCUCUCUGGCCGAAAGUUGGGACAAUGUGGGGCUCCUGGUUGAGCCAAGCCCUCCUCAUUCUGUCCGCACCCUCUUCUUGACCAAUGACCUCACAGAGGAAGUGAUGGAAGAAGCCCUGCAGAAAAAGGCCAAUCUCAUUCUCUCUUACCACCCACCUAUUUUCCAACCACUGAAACGCGUAACAUGGAAAACGUGGAAGGAACGUCUUGUGAUCCGAGCCUUGGAGAACCGAGUUGGCAUUUAUUCCCCACAUACCGCGUAUGACGCUGUACCUCAUGGAGUCAAUAACUGGCUUGCAAAAGGACUUGGUGAGACAUUACUGUUUUUAAAUAUAAAAUGAAUGUCAAAAUUUAUAUAUUGGGAUGGGCCAUGCAUGAAGAAAACCAACCAUAACAUAUCAGCACUUUUUAAAAAAACAACACUGAAUGUUCCUCCUAACAUUUAAUGUUGAUAUUUUCUGCUUUUGAAAAGUGCUGCAUAGACACCAAGCUCAAUGGCUUGCAAAAGGAUGGCUGUGGCAGUGAAUGUAGAAGCUGCCCUAUUAUACUGAAGCAGUGCAGACGUGAGUUCACAGCCAAUUUCUUCACCAUGCUUAAUAAUAAUUAUUAUUAUUAUUAUUAUUAUUAUUAUUAUUAAUACCCCGCCCAUCUAGCUGAGUUUCCCCAGCCACUCUGGGCGGCUUCCAAUCAAAUGUUAAAAACAAUACAGUAUUAAAUAUUAAAAACUUCCCUAAACAGGGCUGCCUUCAGAUGUCUUUUAAAAAGAAGAUAGCUGCUUAUUUCCUUCACCUCUGAAGGGAGGGCGUUCCACAGGGCGGGCACCACUACCAAGAAGGCCCUCUGCCUGGUUCCCUGUAACCUUACUUCUCGCAAUGAGGGAACCGCCAGAAGGGCCUUGGAGCUGGACCUCAGUGGGGUCUGAACAAUGGGGGUGGAGAUGCUCCUUCAGGUAUACAGGACUGAGGCCGUUUAGGGCUUUAAAGGUCAGCACCAACACUUUGAAUUGUGCUCGGAAACGUACUAGGAGCCAAUGCAGAUCUCUCAGGACCGGUGUUAUGUGGUCCUGGCGGCCACUCCCAGUCUAGCUGUGCAUUCUGGAUUAAUUGCAGUUUCCAGGUCACCUUCAAAGGUAGCCCCACAUAGAGCGCAUUGCAGUAGUCCAAGCGGGAGAUAACUAGAGCAUGCACCACUCUGGCAAGACAGUGCUUAGGAAUGGACUGCGGGCUCACACUCACACACGUAUUCCUGACCUGUGGCACAAGUUUCAUCAAUUCAGCCUAUUUUCUACUUUUGACUUGUUUGUGGAAUCAGCAAAGUCUGCGUUCCAGUUCACCAGCUGAAUCUGGAAUGCAUUUGCCUUUUAUCUUCUGAAAAAAUCUGACCCAGCUUUUUGAUAUCAACAUAGUCCGAUGACAUCUAAAUGUAGUCAUUGCAGUCACACGGCCACAGUCUCUGUUCGAGCCGAGGCUAGGAGGCAAUCUAGGAUCUUCACAUGUUCCACCCUGAGUUCCUCGGAAUAAGGGAGGGAUGUAAUUAUAAAUGAAGGGACACGGGUGGUGCUGUGGGUUAAACCACAGAGCCUAGGACUUGCCAAUCAGAAGGUCGGCGGUUUGAAUCCCCGCGACGGGGUGAGCUCCCGUUGCUCGGUCCCUGCUCCUGCCAACCUAGCAGUUCGAAAGCACAUCAAAGUGCAAGUAGAUAAAUAGGUACCACUCCGGCGGGAAGGUAAACGGCAUUUCCGUGUGCUGCUCUGGUUCGCCAGAAGUGGCUUAGUCUUGCUGGGCACAUGACCCGGAAGCUGUACGCCAGCUCCCUCGGCCAGUAAAGCGAGAUGAGCGCCGCAACCCCAGAAUCGGUCAUGACUGGACCUAAUGGUCAGGGGUCCCUUUACCUUUUUAUAAUUAUAAAUAAACGCUGCCAUGGAAUCACUGCAUGGUUAUAGGAAGAGAGAGGUCUAACACAGACAUAAAUGGUGACUAAGGCUUUAUGAAAUGAACAGCCUUUCUAAAGCAGUGCAGAACAUUGUCUUUCUGUCCAUCCAAUUUGCUGAGAGAUUUCCUAGAGAAGCCUUCCCAACCUGGUGCCCUCUAGAUGUUGUUGGACUUGAGUUCCUGUCGUGUGUCCAGUGGCCAUGCUGGCUGAAUCUUGAUGGGUGCUUGGAGACCUGGCUAAAAUCUUAUGAUUUCUAUUUUCAGAAAAUACGCCAUCUGGUUGCAAGGAAGAUAGAACUUUGCCAUGUGCGUUGUUGAAAUCCUUUAACGUGGUACUUUUCUUUUUCCUCAGGUCCCUGCAGCUCUGCUCCCUUGCAGCCUGCAACAGCUUCCAGUUACCCCACAGGGGGGUCUUUCCGCGUUGAGUUUACUGCUUGCCCGGACGACAACCUAGACACAAUUUUGUCCAGUUUGCGUGGGGUGCCAGAGGUGUCGUUUAUCACAACUGUUCCUGCCAGGUAAUGUUGAAGGCUACCAAAGGUGUUUCACUCUUGCUGUCAAACAGAAACCAACAAUUCUGGCGGGUGGCCUUGCUGGCCCAGUCAGAUAUUGUGAUUUGCCAACCCCUUUUUCUGCAGACAAGCCAAUUCCCUAGAUAAUCUAAUCCAAAAGUGACUAGAGUAUGAAUAAGACCAGGCCCUGUUUUUCCAGGAAAGGGCUCAACUGGCAUACAAGUAUAGGAGCAAAUUGUGGAAUGAUGCGUUAAGAAUCUUGGUUUGGUGUUAAUGACUUUUAACGAAUGUUUGGUAUAUUGGUUUACAUUUAGAAAGUAACUUGCCCUGGGAUUGCUGUGUGGUGAAAAGCAGGAUAGAAAUUUAAUGUAUGAAUUAAAUAAGAUAUUGCUGGUAGGAGCCAUUUCUGGCUACUUUGAGCACCCAGGAGCAGGGCUAUAUCCAGAAAACCCCAAACCUUCAGAGGGAAGACAACUCUUUCCACAACAUGCGAAAUACCUGCUAAGAUCACUAGAUCCUCUAGUCCCCAGUAUGUCCAUCUUAACUGGAUAAAGCUUCCAUUUCUUCAUCCUCAUCCAAUACAUAACUGCCACCAGAUACUACAACAGAAUUUGUACUAUAACCCCCAAUAUCAUAUUAUGGGAGAUGAGUGAGCAUUGUGGAUAUGGGUUGAACAUUUGAAUGACCUGACCCAACCUUUUCAAAGAGAGGUUAGCAUGGAAGAGGAGAUGGAUCCUUGUAGUACACCUGUGGCAGUGCAGAUAUUGUUGGACCUCAACUCUCAUCAGUCCCAACUAGGAGCCAGUAAUGAGGGAUGACGGCAGAGAGUCCAUCAACGUCUGGAGGGCCAAAGACCAUGGAUGGGGUAGAGAAGCAGCUUCUGAGCCUACUUUCAAGAGAGCAUUGGAGUUAAUGUUACUCACCCAAAGCAUAAUUAGUAGAUCACAACUGAUGUUUUUAAAUAAAAAAUAAUAUUAAAAAGUUACAAUUUCCCCAAGGGUUGGAGGGGAAGAGCAGACACGAGUCGGCGUGAACUGCAGCCAGCAAGCCUUGCUGCACGUGGUGGCCUUGCUCUCCCAGAACAGUCUUCUCUAUCAAAAGACUGAAAUCGUAUCAUUACAGAAGGUAAGUCACAUAUGUGCAUGGAAACAGAGAAUUCUAAGAAUUGGGAGGCAUCGCGAGGAUCAUCUAAAGGUAAAGGACCCCGGCAGUUAAGUCCAGUCGCGAGCGACUCUGGGGUUGUGGCGCUCAUCUACUGGACGAGGGAGCCGGCGUUUGUCCACAGACAGUUUUCCCAGGUCAUGUGGCCAGCAUGACUAAGCCGCUUCUGGCAAAACCAGAGCAGCACACAGAAAUGCUGUUUACCUUUCCACCAGAGUGGUACCUAUUUAUCUACUUGCACUUUGAUGUGCUUUCGAACUGCUAGGUGGGCAGGAGCAGGGACCGAGCAAUGGGAGCUCACCCUGUCAUCACGGGGAUUCGAACCGCCGACCUUCUGAUCGGCAAGUCCUAGGCUCUGUGGUUUAGACCACAGCGCCACCCGCGUUUCCGAGGAUCAUCUAGCCCUGCAGAAAUACGCAGGGAUUGAGCUUGCAACCUUGGCAUUAGCAGCACCAUGCUUUAAGCAACUGAGCCAUCCAGGCUUGCUUUGAGGAAGGGGUCUGGCCUGAGGCUGCAAAAUAUACCGUGCUCUGAUGGAAGAGUAGAAGACUUCUAUCUUAGGAAGGAGCUGGAAUGAAUGGGCCAGCCACCUCAAUGAGCUUAAAAGAGCCCCUCCCCUUCUCCGUCAAUAACCCUGUUGUGUACUUUGGCACUUUAAGCACAGCUUGUCUGCCCAUAUCUUUAUUGUUUAGUCGUGUCUGACUCUUCGUGACUCCAUGGACCAGAGCAUGCCAGGCACUCCUGUCUUCCGCUGCCUCCCCCAGUUUGGUCAAACUCAUGCUGGUAGCUUCGAGAACACUAUCCAACCAUCUCAUCCUCUGUCGCCCCCUUCUCCUUGUGCCCUCCAUCUUUCCCAACAUCUCAGGGUCUUUUCUCAUGAGGUGGCCAAAGUAUUGGAGCCUCAGCUUCAGGAUCUGUCCUUCCAGUGAGCACUCAGGGCUGAUUUCCUUCAGAAUGGAUAGGUUUGAUCUUCUUGCAGUCCAUGGGACUCUCAAGAGUCUCCUCCAGCACCAUAAUUCAAAAGCACUGCCUAUAUCUACUUAACGUUAUAUUGCAAGUGUGGGGAACUUUGGGACUGCUGAACUACAACUCUGAGCAGCCCCAGCAAGCAUGGCCCGUGACCAAGAAUGAUGGGAGUUGUAGUUCAGCAGCAUCUGAAGCUCUGUUAUAUUGGAUGUGUGUCUCACACACCUUUUUGAAGCCUCUGGGUAACUGUUUCCCUGCACUGUUAGCUUGAUUCUGUUUGGAGGGUUGCUGUGCCCUGCCUCUAGGAUAAGCUUAAGAAGCCAAGAGAGGUCUUUCCUGGGUGUGAGAGAGAAGAUUGGGAACUGACAGAGAUGGGUAGAGGGCAAGAUUUCAAAUGCUUAUUUUAUGCAGCAAAUGUUACUGUAUUUUUCGCUCUACAGGACGCACUGGACCAUAGGACACACCUUGUUUUAGAGGGGGAGAACAAGAAAAAAAAAUUCUCCCCCUCUCUGCUCAGCGCCCCUUCAGCGAAGCGGCAGGAGAAACGGAGCCCCUUCCAUUUCUCCUCCCGCUUGGCUGAAGGGGCGAUGCGCAGCUCUCCCUCUCUGCUGAAGCACACACAUUUCCCUUUUUUUUUUUUUUUUUUUUAAGAUAUUUAUUGGUUUUACAAAAGAAAAAAUUCCAAAAGAUACAGAGUUACAAAAAUUCAACAAACAAAAAAUAACAAUAACCAUGACAAGGAAAAAUAAAACAAAAAAAAAAGAAACAGAAAAGUUUAAAAGAUAUUUGUACUUUCAUUUAGCCUUCUUAUCUUUACCUAGUUCUUUGACUUCCCCGCAUCUCCCCGCUUGUACUUCCAUUUAAAAGCUCCUUUCAGCAAAUCCUUACCCUCCUUUCAUUAUCUUAACUCAAAAAACUUAAUCUAUUUAAAUAUAAAUAUUUUUACAACCUUAUCCAUCAAAUAUUCCAUACUCUUAAUCACAAAACUUUUGCCAAUACCAGUUAUUAUCAAUCAGACUUCAAUUUAACAUUCAUUAAUUUUAUAGUAUUUCUGUAGAUAGACUUUAAAUUUCUUCCAAUCUUCUUCCACCGACUCUUCUCCCUGGUCACGGAUUCUGCCAGUCAUCUCCGCCAGUUCCAUAUAUUCAAUUACCUUCAUCUGCCAUUCUUCCAGAGUGGGUAAAUCUUGUGUCUUCCAAUACUUUGCGAUGAGUAUUCUUGCUGCUGCUGUUGCAUACAUAAAAAAAGUUCUGUCUUUCUUUAACACCAAUUGGCCAACAAUGCCCAAGAGAAAGGCUUCUGGUUUCUUUAGAAAAGUAUACUUAAAUACCUUUUUUAACUCAUUAUAUAUCCUUUCCCAGAAGGCCUUAAUCUUUGGGCACGUCCACCAAAUGUGAAAGAAUGUACCUUCAGUUUCCUUACAUUUCCAUGAAGCACACACAUUUCCCCUUAAUUUUUGGAGAGGAAAUGUAAUCUCAUGAAGGAUAUAAUGUGGAGUUCCAGAUCUGAAUGCAACUGCUGUUUCCUGGCAGUGCUUCCCACUAGGUUAGUUGCUGGUAGGGUGGGGUAGGACGAGCUGCUGCAAUGACAGAAAUGAUGACUAGGAAGUUGUAGCUGCAUUCACUAUUUGAAGACAGUUUGGGAUCCAUUUACGUCCUGAGACUCCAGUUACAGCCCGUUCCUGAGCAUUUUUGCUGAAGCCCAUGGGGCCUGCUCCCAGGUAGGAAUGCAAAGGCUCUCAGUCUUUCUGUUGGCACAUCAAAAAUUAAAAUAACUUAUAACUUUUUCAUAUUGAAAAAUCAGAACUCCUAUUAAACAAGUUCCGUUUCAAAUACUGAAAUACUAAAUAAGAUGGAUAACAAAGUGUAAUAGAAAAAGAAGUAUGAAAUUAGGUUAAAGGUAUGUGAAAGAAAGUAAUAGAAGUGGAAAGAAAUUGCAGUUGAGUAGAUUGGAAGUCUAACACAAAGGUGGGGUGAGGGUGGUGGAUGGUGAUGGGAAAAGCAAUUAUCUGUGGGAUUGAGUGUAGGUAUGUUUGAACACUUUUAAGGAUUGUAUGAAAUGUAUGUUUGUAUAUUUGUAAUAUAUGUGUAUUAAUGCUGAAUUAUUUUAACAAUAAAAACUUUUCAAAAAAAAUAAAUUAAAAUAACUUAUUAGAAAGAAUAACAAAUUACGUGAAAUAGUCCAGGGGUUCCCAAACUGGUCUUCUGCAGCGUUUUUGUGGAUCUGUGGUUGAAGACGGGAGGUGGCACAUCCACUGCAUUACAUAUUCGUAUUGUUGUAUUGCUUAUAUUGAAUUUGGUAUUAUUGCGAUUUGCAUUGUAUGGCAUUCAAGUAAUACGAAACGCAAUGUAUAAAAAAAGGAAAGGAGCAAUAAAAUUGCAAUUAUAAGUCCCACAAGUGCAUUUAUAAUGGUUAAAACAGGCAGAAGAAUCAGGAAGCAGCCUGCCCAGACUUUCAGUGGCCCAUGAGGGGAAAACGUUUUGGAACAACUGAUACAGUACAGUCCUUUAAGAGUAUCACAUGUCUUUGGAAACGUGCUUGUAUUUAGGGAAACUGUCAGUUGUUGAAGUGGGCCGAGAUGUGUGUAAGCCCUUCUAAAGGAACUCUUUAAUUUUUGCUUCUCCUCAGCCUCUUCUUGAAGAUACUGGCAUGGGACGCUUGUGUGCACUGAAGGAGCCAGUCUCUAUUUCCACCUUGGUUGAACGAGUGAAAAGCCACUUAAGACUGUCUCAUAUUCGCCUAGCCCUUGGAGCUGGAAAAUCAUUGGGUAUGGUACUUGUAUUUCCUCAUAGGAAGAAACAUUGGGCCACAGACAUGCAUUACUUACUUCCUAUAAAUGGUCUAUUGUUCUGUAUAUAACAGGAGAAUGUCCACUCGCUGCAGCAAAGAGAGCCAGCUAAUUCUGAAGUGACUGUUUUUCUUCCUACUGUUAAACGGGGCAGCCCAUGUAUCCUGGCCAUGUAAGCAGCCUUCAGAUCCUUGAAGGAAAGGCAGGUUAUAAAUAUUACAAAACACUGCUUGAAUGCCAGUCUUGGCCAUACACAAUCUUAACAGGGCUUAAGUCCAAGUAAAUGUCUUUGAGUUCAGUGGGACUUCCUCUCUAGUAAGUGUGUUUAGAAUUGCAGAAGUAAAAGUGACUAAAGCAAGUUCAGACAGUCUAUAAUUGGACCAGCUGGAACUUCUGGAAGUGGUUUAAAAACGUGCACACAAAGAGAGAGCAGAUCCAAACGAAUGUCUUCUGAACAGAACAUCUUUUUGAGGGUAGGCUAAAAAUAAUUAUAGUUCCGUCUCCAAAUGGGGAACAUGGAACAAUUGAAGUGGUGAAGCUCACUACGAUUUGUGGAGGACUUAACUUGGUCUUAUAGCAUUAUAUGGAUCUAGGAUGCAGGCUUUGACUGUUUGCCCACCUGGGCUGAGUGGUAUCUUCCAGGCAGCAGCUCCUUAUGGUCUUUGGCUGCUGGAGGUUUUUCAGGGUAUUGCGACCAGGGUUUACUUAUGCUGGAGUUUGGUUGUGGGAACUGAACAUGAGGCUUCCUGUAGGCAAAAUGUGCUCUUCUGCUAAGUUAUAGCCUCCUCCUGUAGAAAACUUUGGAAACUCCUUGGCACAAGGAUGGGGAACCUGCUGCCCUCUGGACCGAUGUUGUUGGACCUCAACUCUCAUCAGAUCCUUGGGAGAGCCACAGGUUCCCCAGCCUCCCUGAGAGGACCGUCGGCGUAACAACGGGGUUUUACCAUUUUGUAGAAUCCCAGGUGAAGGCGGUUGCCCUUUGCGCCGGCUCAGGAAGUAGUGUUCUGAAAGGCACAGAAAGUGAUCUCUACCUCACAGGUAAGAACCUCUCAAUAAUAAUGUAUGAAAGCAGUCGAUUCAAAGAACCUGUUUGGUUGCCUAGGAAUCGAGGUAGGGAAGACACCGGGUUUAACGGUUAAACCAAAGGGGCAGAGUGAAGAGCAGCAAGUAUAACACACAUGGAAAUCUCGUGUCGCAGCUUUAAUUAAGUCUUGGGGAGAAGGGAAAAGGUGAGAUGCAGGAAACAGGCACAAAAGAAAGAUGGCGGAUUGGGUGGGGAUGCAAGAGCCAUGCACAGCCUUCAGUUCCCUGCAAUGCAUCCUUGUGGUUCUAUGGGAAAUUGGAAAAUGAAGCUUUUUGGUACCUAUAGGGCCUCUUCCUCGGCACUGAACUUGCCUGGAUUGAGCCCAGAUCGAUCUUUCUUGAAACCUGUUCACAUCACUACAUUUUAAAAAAAGUAUGCAUUGUACUCUGCUUUUCAGCCAAUGCCUGUAAGAUCACUAACCAACAUGGCCAUUGGUUCUUUUCUGUCUCAAUUACAAGCGAAGGGCCCAAGUCCUAAUCAAUAACCAGUAUCUUAAUUAUAUUGGUAGGAGAGAUGUCCCACCAUGACGUACUGGACGCUGUUUCCAAAGGGAUCAGCGUGAUCUUGUGCGAGCACAGCAACACUGAGCGAGGCUUUCUGCUGGAGCUGCAAAAAGAGCUGGCUGCGCACCUUCAGAACAAGAUCUGUAUCGUAGUUUCUGAGAGAGACAGAGACCCCCUUCAAGUGGUAUAG